This is a messenger RNA of Psilocybe cubensis, 2469 nucleotides long. RefSeq lists its product as uncharacterized. The transcript is spliced from 9 exons. Gene Ontology annotation, molecular function: ATP binding; ATP hydrolysis activity. Gene Ontology annotation, cellular component: Golgi stack. Gene Ontology annotation, biological process: SNARE complex disassembly; Golgi to plasma membrane protein transport; intra-Golgi vesicle-mediated transport. NCBI's taxonomy places the organism in Eukaryota, Fungi, Basidiomycota, Agaricomycetes, Agaricales, Agrocybaceae. The record is from RefSeq and is a predicted model, not a curated record. Bases 1 to 2469 code for a protein of 822 amino acids.
AUGAGUUUUUUCAGAUCAUCAGGAAAUACCAAUACACCCCCUCCCAAUCCGCCAUAUAAUCGCAUACCCCAGGCUACCGACGAUUAUACCCAGCGAUCGGCGCGACGACCUCCACCUCCUUCCACUCAAUUUUCGCCCCCUCCUAAUGCGUAUAAUGACCCAUCCAGCUCCCUGUUUGAAAAAGGGGGGUAUUCAAGGAAGCCACCACCAUCUCGUUCCGGAGGGAGUUACGGAGUUGCAGCUUCUCCAAGUGAUGCACUGGCGUUAACCAAUUGCCUGAUUGUCCAUCCGUCUGAUUUCAACCCUGGAACUCAUGUACUUGUGAACGGAAGUUAUGCUUUGACCGUCCGACAUGAUAACACUGGGAAGUUGCAGCCGGGAGUUAUCGGUGCAUCCGCCAUGCAGCGCCAAUGGAUUGGAUUGUCAUUGACAGGGGACCAAGCAUCUGUGGAACCAUUGCCAUCUCCACCUCAUCCAGCUGCGCCUUCAUUUCUUCAGUCUAUCGAUCUAGAAGUUGGAUUUCUGCGCCGUGGCCAUGAGAUUGCCGAACAAUUCUCGGCAGAUGAUAUGGCAAAAAAUUUUGUCAAGGCGUUUGGUGGAAUUGUGAUGUCAACAAAUGAAUUAGUUGUCUUCGAAUAUCAUGGGCAAAAUCUGAAGGCCACUGUCAAAGGAGUGUCUGUGCUGGAUAUAGCCGAUGAACAACGGAAAGGCCCUAUCACAAAUCAACGUACACCAGGACACGAAAACAUGGGAAUUCUAUUUGAAAAAACGGACGUUACUUUCAUGAAAGCCCCAGAUAGUUUGAUCAAAAUCAAGUCUAGUGCUAAAAAAGCCCCCGCCAACGCUAUCCUAGCGCCUAGUUUCAAAUUUGAGGAUAUGGGUAUCGGCGGUCUCGAUACGGAGUUCAGUGAAAUAUUCCGCAGGGCCUUCGCUUCUCGUGUAUUUCCACCGGGACUGGUGGAAAAACUCGGAAUCCAGCAUGUCAAAGGUAUCAUUCUUCAUGGUCCUCCUGGUACAGGGAAAACUUUAAUUGCUAGACAAAUUGGCAAGAUGCUAAAUGCUAGAGAGCCCAAAAUUGUGAAUGGUCCGGAAAUAUUAAGCAAAUACGUUGGUGCCUCUGAAGAAAACAUCCGAAAGCUCUUUGCGGAUGCCGAGAAAGAAUACAAGGAAAAGGGUGAUGAAAGUGGCUUACAUAUCAUUAUAUUUGAUGAAUUGGACGCCAUCUUCAAACAACGUGGAUCCACCAAUAAUGGCACAGGCGUUGGAGACACUGUUGUCAACCAGCUUCUUUCGAAGAUGGACGGUGUGGAUCAAUUAAACAACAUUCUGAUUAUUGGUAUGACCAAUCGUCUCGACAUGAUCGAUGAAGCUCUCCUUCGGCCAGGUCGUCUUGAAGUUCAUAUGGAAAUAUCUUUGCCAGAUGAACACGGUCGUUAUCAGAUUUUGAACAUUCAUACCGCAAAAAUGAGGAGCAAUGGAGUUAUGGACACAGAUGUUAAUUUAUUGGAACUUGCGCAGCAGACGAAAAAUUUCUCCGGCGCGGAGAUUGGAGGCUUGAUAAAGAGCGCGACCAGUUUUGCUUUCAACCGCCAUGUGAAGGUCGGUACAAUGGCAGGUAUAUCUGAUGAUGUGGAAAACUUGCGUGUCAACAGGGACGAUUUCAUGAGAGCGCUUGAUGAGGUCCACCCUGCAUUCGGUGUUUCUGAAGAAGAGCUUCAACAAGUCAUUCAAAAUGGCAUUAUUCAUUACGAUCCUGUUGUUGAUGAACUUCUGAAAUCUGGGUUGCUUUUCGUAGAACAAGUGCGAUCAUCUUCAAGGACCCCUCUCGUUAGCAUAUUACUUCACGGUCCUCCUGGCUCAGGAAAAACGGCCUUAGGAGCUUCGAUUGCUCAGGCUUCGGAAUAUCCGUUCAUCAAACUCAUCUCCCCAGAUAAUAUGGUCGGAUUCUCAGAAUCUCAGAAAGUUACUGCCAUCACAAAAGUGUUCUCCGACAGUUACAAGAGUCCUCUAAGCGUAGUCGUGGUCGAUAAUAUCGAGCGUUUAAUUGAUUGGACACCCAUGGGUGCAAGAUUCUCAAACGCAAUACUUCAAACUCUAUUGGUACUUUUUAACCGACGUCCUCCCAAAGGCCGCCGUCUCCUGAUCAUUGCUACCUCAUCAUUAAGACCGAUUCUUUCCGAUCUUGGGUUGUCAGAAACCUUCGAUUCGGAACUUCGUGUUCCUCCUGUCUCGUCUCUUCGUGCAUUGGAGCAUGUGGUUCAUGAAGUGGAAUUAUUCCCUUCAGAGCAACAUCAGAGGAGAGCAAUGAGGAUGUUGGAAGAUGCUGGAUUUGGAGGUAGAGAUGAUCUUGAGCCAAAAUUGCAAAUUGGUAUCAAGAAGCUUUUGAGCAUCAUUGAAAUGGCUCGACAGGAACCUGAGAGCGUUGCUGAGCGACUCACAAGUGCAUUAUUAGAACUCAGAGGUGCAUAG